Limulus polyphemus (Atlantic horseshoe crab) is the source of this 3459-nucleotide messenger RNA. Its product is annotated as CMP-sialic acid transporter 1-like. The record is from RefSeq and is a predicted model, not a curated record. Gene Ontology annotation, cellular component: Golgi membrane. The annotation marks the transcript as partial. Gene Ontology annotation, biological process: pyrimidine nucleotide-sugar transmembrane transport. NCBI's taxonomy places the organism in Eukaryota, Metazoa, Arthropoda, Merostomata, Xiphosura, Limulidae. Gene Ontology annotation, molecular function: UDP-galactose transmembrane transporter activity. The transcript has 5 exons.
GGUUAAGUGUCAUUGACAGUCGAGAGCAAAAAAGAAAGUACAGCAAUUCUGUUCAUCAGUUGUUUCAUGAUACAUUUAAGAACUAUCAAGUUCUUCUUUUCUACUUGGUUCCUGCAUUCCUCUACUGCCUGUACAAUAAUCUGGCUUUUAUUAAUUUGGCCAUAUUUGACCCAACAACCUAUUAUUUGCUACUACAGUUUAGAGUUGUAGUUACAGCAGUUAUAUUUCAGAUACUUUUCAAGAAGCAUUUAAGCAAGAAGCAGUGGCUAUCUCUGAUUCUGCUGACAUGUGGAUGCAUCAUUAAACAGCUGAAGGUUUCUCACCCAGAAACACCAGUUAUUGAGAGUUCUGAUGCACAAAUGCCAUCUUUCUUGAAGCUGCACUUGAGCUAUAACCUGGUGUUAAUUCUUGUCCAAGUUUUUUGUUCCUGUUUUGCUGGUGUAUAUAAUGAAUACCUACUUAAAGACACUGGAGCCCAUGUUCAUUUAAUGAUACAAAACAUCUUCAUGUACUUUGACUCUAUUCUCUGUAACUUUCUAGUUCUUGUCUUCAAAGGAGAAGUAAUGAAUGUCUUCAAUGUGGAUAUGGUCAGUUCAAUUCUUCAACCUCUUGUCAUACUUGUCAUUUUUAAUGGAACUGGUUGUGGUAUCAUUACCUCAGUGUUUCUUAAAAAUUUGAACUCCAUACUUAAAAAUUUUGCCAGUGCCUUGGAGCUGGCUUUCACAGCUGUUUUGUGUUGGGUUAUAUUUGGUAUCGCUAUUGACAUUUUCACCAUACUUUCUAUUGCCAUUGUUUCUUAUGCCACAUUUAUGUAUUCCCAGAACCCUGUUGUAAACACAGUUAGAGCUGACACAAAGGAUGAGAAUCAAGAAAAUUGUGUAUGAUACCAGUUUAUAAUUUUAGAUCUUAAGUCUUGACAACAGGCUGUUAUUAUCUUUAAGAUUUACAUUGUUGAUAUAUAAUAAGUUCAUAAAUUGUUUUAUGAUUUGUGAUGUAUGAGUAAAAAUUUAAAAAUCGUAAACAUGUGUGCCAAAAUCCUAGGGCAUAUUUUCCCAUGUCCAAAGUUGGUGGGAAUUUUGACUACUCAUUGCAACGUAAAAUUAGUCUGAUAAUUCUUAUUACCUAAUCUAACACAUGCACAGCAGUUGGAUAGUUGCAAAAACUCAUAUAUUCUGUAUUCUAUACUCUUCACAAACUUAGACCUAUGGUGGAAAGAUGCUUGUGCCUAAAAAAAAUAAAGAAGGAUAAACGAAAUGUGCUAAAAUUUGUAAGGAUACUCUUUGUUUCAUAAAUGUGUAUUUGUGACUGGAAACACUGGGCAUUAGUAUUGGCACAACAAAAGUAAUUUUUUUUUCAUGGAACUAUAUCAGUGGUUGAGUUAUUUAUCUAAUUGUCUUCUUUGUGAUUUUUCAUUCUUAAAAGUGAUUUUACUUAGUUCAAGCAAACUUAUUUUUAACUGUUGUGACUUUCAUGCAAAAAUUAUAAUUUAUACAACUCACUUGUGGUUAAACUAGGGCCUGAAAUGGCCUGGUGGUUAGAGCGCUUGACUUUCAAUGUGAGGGUCGUGAGUUCAAAUCUCUGUCACUGAACAUGCUUGUCCUGUAUGGUUGCCAGCUAAAUGGGUGUAAAAAUUAUUGGCUUACAAAAUUACCACCCAGCCCCAAACUAUUUAAGAUUAUGAUGACUCGUGGUUGAGCUAGAAAUGUAUGUUUCCCACAUAUAACACAAGGAUAUAAAACUGUAUGGAAUUUGCUACAUUGCUAGUUCAACACCUAAGUAGCAAACAUCUGUACUGUGAUAACUUUUAUUCAUGUACAAAACCAAACUUAUCUAUUACCUCAACAUUUACAUACUGAUAAGUGACCUAAAACGUCUUUCUUCUUCCCAACUACAUAAGAAGUUAGUUGCCUUGUACAACCCUAGUAUGUUACUAUUCUCUAAUUGUCAAAUAUGUAAAAACAAAAUGUUGAGCUGUUGUCCUUUGUGUUCUACAGGGAGGGAUAGAUAAUGGUAAGUGUUUAAAGUACUGAUGGCAUAAGGUAACUGAUUAUGCCAUACUUUGUCCAAUGCUUUGUUUUGAGGUUGCUUUUGAACAUGGUUUAUUUUUGUACAAGCUUGAAGGUGCAAAUAGCUGUUCUUAAAGAUUGUUUUGUUUAUUUGAUGUUUGCAAAACACAAAUUGUGUUUAUUGAUAUGCUUGCAGUAUAAUAAUAAAUUAUUGUAAUCAUAUGUGUUUGAUACUUUUUGGUAAAAUUGAUGAGACUAGUUUUCUAUAUGUGAUCAUUUUUCAAAAAAUAAUUUUGGAAGAAUUUUCAUUAUGAAUUACAAGAAACUAACUUAAAAAGUCUUAGGUAUAAAGUCUGAAAUGUUGACAUCUCCAAAACUCAAAGCAGGAGAAGUCCAUAGUAAAUUUAAAUUUCUAGACAUUUUAGUGUGUCUAAAUGGUUAACAAUAUAAUUUGUCUUUAGUCUUCAUCUUAGAUUUUUUUUCAUUGUUCAUCUCUAAUUUUUUUUUAGAUAUUUUUAUGGUGUUUUCCUUGUUUAUUUUAAGAAGUUAUAUAUUAACUUAUCUUUUACUUGGUUAUUUGUUAAAUACCAAAUAAAAUUAAUCUUGCUAUUGAAGAGAAAGUUACCUAGAGGUUUGUUCAUGUUAAGUACACUUCCUUUAAAUCAAAACCUUUUACUAAGUUUCAAGCCAUGUUGUCAUUUUUACUAUAAUUUGUGUAAGUUUUGCAUCUCCCUCUAUCCAGGUAUUAUAAAAUAACAGUAUAAACUAUAGUAUUUAAAACUUAAAUUUUUUAUAAUGCAUGAUUCAGAAGUUCUACUUUGGCAAACUGCUUAGAGUUAUAUUACAAUGAAGUAUUAUUGUGAUUUUUAGACUGCAUAUAAAAAUUAUGGACCAUCAGAAAUGUUUACAAUCUAGUCUUCAAGCUUUAGGAACUGAUGAAUGAGAAUUACAAUUAUGAUUAAUUUAUUACAGUUUUAGUUAAAUUUAAUUUCACUUAAGUGUAUUUGCUUCUGAAAAUGUGUUGAAAUAUAAAAAAUGAUUAUUUUCUUGUUUUGUUUGUUAUACAAAUUUGUAUCAUUGAUAUAUGUAUUGUACAUGGUAAUGACAAUUAUAAUCACCAGAUGGCAAACCAUGUAAUGAAUCAUAAAUUUAUGUUAAGAUGACUUACAAUUUUUUAGUUUUUGUGGUCAUAAAUAUUUAUAUAUAAUUGUUUUAUUACCUAAUGAGUGCUUUCAAUGUUGAUGAUAGUUUUGAUUUUGAGCAUCUGUACAUUAUGUAUGGCAAGUGUAAGGUGGAUAAUGGUUUUUUAAAUAAUAUUAUUUAAACUUCUUACGUGCACAAAUAUGGUAAUAUUGCUGAAGUUAAAAUUGAUCUUUGAAAACCAAGAAACACACACAUGUACAAUUGAUGAUUGUGUACAAUAGAGAGUUUGUAAUAAAGCAGUAACACUUUA